UCCACCUCUUGGUAUAAAAUCUGUCCGUCUUUGUGCGUUGGACGUACUGUGUGUCCCCAUCCAUCUGUGUGUCUCCUGUGUGUGCUGCCACCGCCUUAUCUUACAGGCCUCAGAUUCGAGAACAGAAGCCGUUUUUAUUUCCAGCUAUGUCAGACGCUGAAGAGGAAUACGAGGACCAGGCGGUGGAAGUUGAGGAGGAGCCAGAGGCGGAGCCGGAGGAAGAGGAGGAGGAAGAGGAGGAGGAAGCUCAACAGACUGAAGAAGAUGGAGGAGAACAGCAGGAGUACCAAGACCAAGAUGCCCAGGAGGAAGAAGAAGAGCGCCCCAAGCCAAAACCUCUUGUGCCCCAACUUGCUCCUCCAAAGAUUCCUGAGGGAGAACGAGUGGAUUUUGACGACAUCCACAGAAAGCGAAUGGAGAAGGACUUACUGGAGCUGCACACCCUGAUCGAUGCUCACUUUGAGCAGAGGAAGAAGGACGAGGAGGAACUCAUUGGGCUCAAGGAGCGGAUUGAGCACCGUCGAGCCGAGAGGGCCGAGAUCCAGAGAGUCAGAGCCGAGAAGGAGAAGGACCGACAGAAUAGGAUUGCAGAAGAACGUCACAGAAAAGAGGAAGAGGAGGCCAAAAAGAAGGCAGAUGACGACCUGAAGAAGAAGAAAGUGCUGUCUGGCAUGGGAGCCAACUUUGGAGGUUUCCUGGCCAAAGCCGAGUCGAGGAAGAGCAAGCGCCUGACGGGGAGGGAGAUCAAGAGGAAGACGCUGGCCGACAGACGGCAGCCUCUAGGCAUCGACAACAUGAGGGAGGACAGCCUGAGGAACCGGGCCCAGGAGAUGUGGAACUGGAUCCAUCAGCUGGAAUCUGAGAAGUUUGACUUCAUGGAGCAAAUGAAGCACCAGAGAUACGAGAUUACUGUGUUACUGAACAGAAUCCAACAUGCUCAGAAAUUCAAAAAAGGCCACGGCAAGGGGAAGGUGGGUGGUCGCUGGAAGUAAAACUGCAA
Messenger RNA from Poecilia latipinna (sailfin molly), 1000 nucleotides. Its product is annotated as troponin T, slow skeletal muscle-like. The record is from RefSeq and is a predicted model, not a curated record. Gene Ontology annotation, biological process: sarcomere organization; regulation of muscle contraction; slow-twitch skeletal muscle fiber contraction. The transcript is spliced from 15 exons. The coding region runs from base 147 to 992 and encodes 281 amino acids. Gene Ontology annotation, cellular component: troponin complex. Gene Ontology annotation, molecular function: troponin T binding; tropomyosin binding. NCBI's taxonomy places the organism in Eukaryota, Metazoa, Chordata, Actinopteri, Cyprinodontiformes, Poeciliidae.